UGUCCAGGAGAAAUUUCAUCUCCCAAGUUUCAGAUGUCAGGUCAGCCCAAGUAUGACCAAACUGAGCCACCACUUGCAGCUCUUGAGCCAUCACCUACAACAUAUAAGCCAUCACUUGCAGCAUUUGAGCCAGACAGCUAUAGCAUGCCUGAUGAUGGUGUUUGGGAGGGAUUUGAUGAUGUGGAGAUGCACAGUCCUGACCUUGAAGUCAUCGGCAGUGUUCUGGAUUCCUUAGAGAACAAGGAUAAUGCAAUGGACUGCUUGGUAAGAAGUGGGCCAGUGAAGAUGGCAGACACACUUCUGAAGUCUGUCAUGUCAUCUGUGAAGAUAGUGGACUCACCUGUGCUAAAGCAUCACCAGAACCAACUCAGCAGACCAGACAUUGAGUACAAUCAUUACGGGGCAUUACUCGAUAGUUCUGUUAGGGAAAGAUGCUCCUCACCAGAAAAUGUGUGUGGAUUAUUGCCAGAUCUGCACACAAGAAUGGGAGGGUUUAUGACAGAUGCUGAUGUUGCAGCAUAUGAUAACAGCUUUUUGUGGUCUGAGGAAAAUGCUCCCGAACUCAUCAUCAGUAAGGAAAUCUUGCCUGCGUUUCAAUGUUCACAGAAGACUGUCAAGUCUUCCCAUGGCCUCCCUCCAAAAACUCCAUCACAGAGGCUGAAGAAAGGUCAGCAUGUGUUGGUGCCACCAUCACCAUUUACUCCAAUGCCAGACUACGAUCGCAUGACCACACCACAGCUCAAGGCAGAAGUACAGAAGUUUGGUGUGCGUCCUCUUGGCAAAAGGAAAAUGAAGUGCCUGUUAAAAGAUAUCUAUGAAAAGACUCAUCAGUAUGAAACAGACUCUGAGUUAGAUGAAGCUGAUUUAGUAGCAGACUUGGGGACAGAGACCAACAAGCCAGGUACAUGCAGUCAGCCCCUUCACAGGUUGAGCAACCCAGAUGCAAGACCACUUCAAAAAGCUUCACAUAGAAAGACAAAAAGUCGGCCACUGAAGACCAAGUCAACAGGCAAAAGAAGAGGUGUUGAUGGAGAGCGGCACACACUGGCUGAAACAAUGGAGACUGAAGAAGUUGCCAUUGUCAGGCAUAGGCAUUCUUCAGGGCAGACAGCUAAAUCUCCAAUGAAGCGAGGAGUUGUGCCUGUGGCAGGUGAAAGGGAGAGGGCACUGUCUGAGUGCAGCCGUUCUCCUGACAAGUACUCGCUGUCAUCUUCACAGGCUUUCUGAUGUCAGGUAGCAGUUUCCUCCCAGCCUCAUUG
Messenger RNA from Pomacea canaliculata, 1259 nucleotides. Its product is annotated as structure-specific endonuclease subunit SLX4-like. The transcript has 6 exons. The record is from RefSeq and is a predicted model, not a curated record. Bases 34 to 1227 code for a protein of 397 amino acids. Gene Ontology annotation, molecular function: enzyme binding. Gene Ontology annotation, cellular component: Slx1-Slx4 complex. Gene Ontology annotation, biological process: interstrand cross-link repair; meiotic DNA double-strand break processing; resolution of meiotic recombination intermediates. NCBI's taxonomy places the organism in Eukaryota, Metazoa, Mollusca, Gastropoda, Architaenioglossa, Ampullariidae.